Blepharisma stoltei is the source of this 285-nucleotide messenger RNA. The record is from the annotation of a GenBank genome assembly. Lineage: Eukaryota; Ciliophora; Heterotrichea; Heterotrichida; Blepharismidae.
AUGGACGAUAAGCUCAACUCAUCAUUUGUAAAUGCAGCGAAUGCAUUAAGCGCUCUCUUCAAAGAAAGCCAAAACCAAGUAGAAGAGUCAUACCAAAGAGGUAAAGCUGACUUCUACCAAGAAGUUCUUAAGUGGAUGCUUGAUUCUCAUAAUGGUGACAUCCGAUAUGUUACAGUUGAAAACUUAAUGGAAUUUGUUAAUAAUUGUUUAUCACAGCCAAGAUCUAUUUCUCAAGAAAUUCCUAUUGAAUAUCCUUUGAAAAAAUUCAAACCUUCAAGAAAUUAA